Synchiropus splendidus (mandarinfish) is the source of this 1662-nucleotide messenger RNA. RefSeq names its product CXADR-like membrane protein. Gene Ontology annotation, cellular component: cell surface; membrane; cytoplasmic microtubule. The record is from RefSeq and is a predicted model, not a curated record. Lineage: Eukaryota; Metazoa; Chordata; Actinopteri; Syngnathiformes; Callionymidae. The transcript has 7 exons. Bases 116 to 1177 code for a protein of 353 amino acids.
ACUGUAGACUCCGUCACUGCGCUUCACUCAGACCGGACGUGCAACUGGAAAGUCUGCCAUUCUGACAGUCUACAUACAAACUCUUUUUCAGGAUAUGUCCAUAUAAGAUUUUGAAAUGCCUUCAUCAAUUCCUGCCUGUCUCCUCUUAGUUAUCCUCCUGGCUCAGCUGUCAACAUGCGCAAAGACUGAGAUGAAGAGGGUUGUUGGAGACAAUGUGACUUUACCCUGCUACCAUCAGUUCUGGGUGGGCGAUGACCCCACUUUGGACAUUGAAUGGCUGCUCCUCAAACCAACCAACAGACAAAGAGUGGUGAUCACAUACUUUGCUGGGAGGGUUUUUGACCCAAAUGAAGCAGGAAGUGGUCGUGUUGCGUUUGCUGGCGAGUACCUGAAGGGUGAUGCAUCCUUGAUGAUAAGUGACUUGUCUCUGCUUGACUCCGGAGAUUACAGCUGCAAGGUCAAGACUGGUGCACAGUAUCACUGGAGCACCAUCACUCUCACUGUCAUGGUGAAGCCGUCUAAACCUCGCUGUUGGAUGGAGGGCAAGUUAUUAGAAGGUGGCAACGUGAAAAUGAGAUGCAAGUCCUCAGAUGGCUCUGAUCCCAUCCACUACAAAUGGGAGAAAUUAUUAGACAAGGGGAAGUACCCUGGUAAACCUCCUCCCACUCUGCUGAUCGAUUUAAAAGUUCCAGAGAUUUUCACACUACGAAACUUGACCACAGAGAGCAGUGGAGUCUAUAAAUGCACUGCUACCAAUGACGUGGGAGAGGAGAGCUGCACGGUCGAUGUGGAGAUGCACUAUGUACAGGAUACGGGAGCACUAGCAGGGGCUGUGGUCGGUGUUGCCUUCGGGGUCUUCCUCAUCAUCCUUACCAUGUGGGUGGUUUUUCACAAGAAAGAGGUGAAAAAAUACGAAGAAGAUGAGGCCCCUAACGAAAUCAGGGAAGAUGCUGAGGCGCCUAAGGUCAAAGUGAUGAAGCCUAAUUCCUUCUCCUCAUCCCGCUCUGGUAGCUGUCACUCAGGAACAUCUUCCACUCAGUCUAUGGUACACAACAUGACCACAUGUGGACAGCUGACCAGUGUUCCUGCUGUGGCAUCCAUGAGGGAAAACCUCCAAACUUCAUCCUUUUCACAGUCUACAUCAAGCCAAACGCCAAGAUCCCUCAACCCUGUUUGAUGCACCAUCAACUCCAUACCAAGCCCUACCAAGAAGAUUCUCCAGCAGAACCUGAUCUGCACGGAAGCCACUUUAUUAUCCCCACCCAAACCAAAGUUUUCUCGACUGCUUAAAGGAGAUGGCAUGUUUCAAUCAGGAAUCUAUGAAUAUGACCUCACUUCGUGUCUUCACUGCUUUUAGCUACAUACCUGUAUAUAGGUAUAACAUAUCUUUCUAAUGGUAAUGAAGUCGAGGUAACACAAUAAGUUGCAGAUGGUGUGGCGCCACAAAAUGAGUCUUCACAUUAUGUGUUCAAAAUAAAAAAUCACGUCCAACAUUCACGCAUAAAUCUGUCUGCAUUCAUGUAGGUAUUAACAAGUAUAUACCUCUUAAUCUGUCGAGCAUUUGUGAAAUGCAUGAUAAAUUCACAAUUGGACAAACUCAUGUGGCCUUUACAUCACUAGUGUAAAAAUACAAGUGUCUAAUAAUAGUCCAUAUGUAAAAUA